This is a messenger RNA of Clonostachys rhizophaga, 1479 nucleotides long. Lineage: Eukaryota; Fungi; Ascomycota; Sordariomycetes; Hypocreales; Bionectriaceae. The record is from the annotation of a GenBank genome assembly.
AUGGCCCAGACCCAGCAGUCCGCGCUCAUGGAGCAGCACAACAAGGCCGUCGCCCGCAUUCAGGAACGGGUCAAGCACUUCUACGCCGAGAAGAAGCCCUUCCGUAUCUACCAUGGCUCGACCAGCUCGACCCGUCCCAUGUCCUUCACCCGCGAUGAGAUCGUCGACACCAGCGACAUGGACCGCAUCUUUCCUGUCAACAAGGAGACCAUGACUGUGCAGUGCGAGCCCAAGGUCCCCAUGGACGUCCUCGCCGCCCACUGCAUCAAGGAGGGUGUGAUCCCCAAGAUUGUCAUGGAGUUCAAGGGUAUCACCGUCGGCGGUGGAUUCUCUGGCUUCUCCGGAGAGAGCAGCAUGUACAAGUAUGGUCUUUUCAGCAACACCGUCAGCGAGAUCGAGAUCAUCCUUGGUGACGGCACCCUCGAGACUGCCAACCAUGAACACAACGCCGACCUCCUCGAGCACGCCGCCGGUAGCUUGGGUACCUUCGGUAUUGUCACCCUGUGCACUGUCGAGCUUAUCCCCGCCCAGAAGUACGUCGAGGUCGAGCUGCAGCUUGUCGAGGAUGUCGUGACGGCCCACGGCAUCUUCGAGGAGAAGACAAGCGACGAGUCUAUUCACUUCAUUGACGGUGUCUACUUCAAGAAGAACAGAAUCGGUGUCAUGCUGAGCAGGUUCAUUGAUACCCUCCCCAAGGGCCAGCGUGCUCUCAAGAAGAUGGAGGUGCACUGGUUCGCCGACACCAUGGAGGCUCACCUCGACAAGAAGCCCACUGGCGAGAACCCCGCCAAGAUCUACAUGACUCUGACCGACUACCUCUUCCGCUACGACCAUGGUGCUUUCUGGGGUGGCAAGCUCGCCUUCACCCACUUCGGCGUGCCCCAGAACUUCAUCACCCGCCGUCUCGCUGACCCCUUCAUGGACAGCCGUACCUGCUACCAGGCCCUGCACAAGUCCGGUCUGGCCGACGAGUACGUCGUGCAGGACUUCGGUAUCCCCUCCAGCACCGUCGCCCAGUUCGUCCAGUUCGUCAACGAGACCCUCCCCGAGCUCCAGAUCUUCCUGGCUCCUUGCAAGACCGCUCGCGAGAUCGGCCUGACUGCCCGCUUCAACCCCCGUGUCGCCGAGGUCGCUGACCAGCGCAUCUUCGCCGUCGGUGUCUACGGCCGCGGCCCCGACAACCACGAAGCCUUCGUCGAGCUCAACCGCAAGCUGGAGCUGCGCAGCGCAGAGCUCCUCGGUGCCAAGCUGCUCUACGCACGCACCUACUACACCGAGGACGAGUUCUGGACCAUCUACGACAAGGACGUCUACUUUGAGAUCCGCGCCAAGUACAAGGCCGACACCCUCCCCACCAUCUACGACAAGCUCAAGGCCGACAUGUCCACAGGCGCCGGCAAGCGCCGACCUCACCGUGGUAUCCUCGAGACCAUGUGGAGCAAGGUGACCGGCAACAAAGAGUACCUCAUGAAGAAGUAA